Messenger RNA from Odontomachus brunneus, 3719 nucleotides. RefSeq names its product probable phospholipid-transporting ATPase IIB. Gene Ontology annotation, cellular component: endosome; plasma membrane; trans-Golgi network. Lineage: Eukaryota; Metazoa; Arthropoda; Insecta; Hymenoptera; Formicidae. The record is from RefSeq and is a predicted model, not a curated record. The coding region runs from base 402 to 3719 and encodes 1105 amino acids. Gene Ontology annotation, biological process: phospholipid translocation; endocytosis; retrograde vesicle-mediated transport, Golgi to endoplasmic reticulum. The transcript is spliced from 12 exons. Gene Ontology annotation, molecular function: magnesium ion binding; ATP hydrolysis activity; ATP binding.
UUGACGUCGUGUGACGCUGAGCAAGCAGCAGCAGCCGCUCGUCGGUUGGUCAGGUGUGAAUCGCUCCAACCUUCUCGGCGGAGUGGACGACGGUCGCGGCGGUUCACACGAUCGUCUCGCACUCGGCCGGCCGAAUCGUCGCGGUCAGAUAAGAUAUGCGCCGAGGACGUGGUGUCGCGACGUUGCAACGCGCGAGGCGGCGAUUAAUCCGCAUCAGUUAACCGCCUGUCAGUCGCCGUCGCGGCGAAAUCGCGCGCGCGGAUACCGGAGGAGGCGGAGGGACGCGCGCGGUGCUCGUUCCUUACCUCGUUCUUCUCCCGAGCGGGUAGAUAGUGCGACGGGCGAGGAGGAGAGAUCGGGGAUAUAGCGAGAGAGGAACGCGCUCCGACUCUCGUGUCAACAUGAGGCUGGAGGAGAUGCCGUUGCGACUCAACUCCGACGAGCGGGACUUUGAAAUGGACGACGAGGAGACCGACUACCUGCUGCAGCCGUCCGAGGACAGCAUCAGGCUCCUGACGUCGAGGCGACGGCGCAUUAGCGAUUGCUCCAAGUACCUGAGGAACUGCCUCUGCGGAUGUUGUACUUGGAUGUGGAGAAGAUGCUGCAGAGAGCGCGAGUUAAGAGCCAGAGUUAUUCACAUUGGACAGCCUAUGCAUGAAAAGUUUCCCACCAAUGUUAUAAGAAAUCAAAAAUACAAUGUUGUUACUUUCUUGCCUUUGGUCCUCUUUCAGCAGUUUAAAUUCUUCUUGAAUUUAUACUUUCUGCUCAUGGCUAUAUCCCAAUUUAUACCAGACAUAAGAAUAGGGUAUUUGUACACAUACUGGGGACCAUUGUGCUUUGUUUUAACCGUAACGAUUUUCCGCGAAGCUAUCGAUGAUUUUAGAAGAUAUAAGAGAGACAAAGAAGUCAAUGCACAAAAGUACUAUAGGCUAGUGAAGGGUUUUGAUACGCCAGAAUUAGUACCAAGUUCGAAAUUACGAGUUGGCGAUUUGGUAAUAGUCGAGAAGGGUCAAAGGGUGCCUGCCGAUCUGGUGCUGUUACGCACAACCGAGAAGUCAGGCGCAUGUUUCGUGCGCACUGAUCAGUUGGACGGCGAGACGGAUUGGAAAUUGAGAUUAGCAGUGCCUGCGACGCAAAAAUUGGAAAGCGACUCCCAAUUGUUCGAUAUCAAGGCGAGCUUGUACGUCGAGAAGCCUCAGAAGGACAUUCACAGCUUCAUUGGCACCUUCUCCAGGUAUGAUGGAUAUAGCAGCGAAGAGAGCUUGGGUGUGGACAAUACUCUGUGGGCCAACACAGCUGUGGCAUCAGGAUCUGCUCUCGGUAUUGUUGUUUACACCGGUCAGGAGACGCGGUCGUUGAUGAAUCAUUCUGCAAUUAGAUCAAAAGUCGGUUUGCUCGAUCAAGAGAUCAAUCAACUGACGAAGGUGCUGUUUUGUGCAGUAAUAGGACUCGCUCUGGUAAUGAUGUGUUUGAAGGGAUUCAGCGGCCCAUGGUACCGUUACAUGUUCCGUUUCGUCCUGCUAUUUUCGUACAUCAUACCUAUCAGCUUGAGAGUGAACUUGGACAUGGGUAAGGCGUUCUACGCUUGGUGCAUUCAGAGAGACAAAGAUAUCGUCGGUACGGUCGUGAGGACAACCACUAUCCCGGAAGAGCUCGGACGUAUAUCGUACCUGUUGAGCGAUAAAACCGGCACCUUGACGCAGAAUAAGAUGGUGUUCAAGAAGCUCCAUCUGGGCACUAUAUCUUAUGGCCAGGAGACGUUUGACGAGGUAACGACGGUGUUGAAAUCUUACUACUCGAUCAGCUCGGAUAAUUCCCCGGUGAAAGCGGCACCAAGUGCGCAUAGUGGCAAAGUACGGAGAUCUGAGAACACCCGGAUUUACGACGCCGUGCACGCUUUAGCUCUAUGCCACAAUGUAACCCCGGUUUAUGACGACGUAACAAGAACUACGAAUCUGGAUACGAUGAGCGUACAGACGGGAGAGACCGGAGACACGGGUUCCAUCCAGAGUCAAACCGAGGCUGAUCAGCAUUAUUACUUGCCGGAACAGAAGCGUAAUUACCAGGCCUCGAGUCCGGACGAGGUGGCUCUGGUGAAGUGGACGGAAGAAAUGGGAUUGGCUCUGGUCAAGCGAGACUUGAAUUCGAUGCAACUGAAAGCUUUGAAUGGUCAAAUAUUGAAUUACACUAUACUACAGAUAUUCCCCUUUACGUCGGAGACCAAGCGAAUGGGAAUAAUCGUAAAGGAAGAGUCCAGCUCGGAAAUCGUGUUUUACUUGAAGGGUGCUGACGUCGUGAUGUCUGGUAUUGUACAGUAUAAUGAUUGGUUGGAGGAGGUAUGCGGUAAUAUGGCGCGUGAAGGUCUUAGGACAUUGGUUGUGGCCAAGAAGAAUCUGACCGAAGACCAAUACCUUGAUUUCGAGGCGAGAUACAACGCGGCGAGAAUGAGCGUUAGUGACCGUGUGUCGAGGGUCGCCGCGGUGGUUGAAAGCCUCGAGAGAGAAAUGGAGCUGUUAUGUGUGACCGGUGUCGAGGACAGACUGCAAGAUAGAGUGAGGCCUACGUUGGAGCUUUUGAGGAACGCCGGCAUAAAGAUAUGGAUGUUGACCGGCGACAAGCUGGAGACCGCCACGUGUAUAGCGAAAUCCUCACGGCUGGUCUCACGCACUCAAGGACUACACGUUUUCAAGUCCGUUGUGACGCGCACUGACGCCCACUUGGAACUGAAUACAUUCCGCAAGAAGCAAGAUUGUGCCUUAGUUAUCAGCGGUGAUUCCCUGGAGGUGUGCUUGCAGUAUUAUGAACAGGAAUUCCUGGAACUUGCUUGCGGCUCACCAGCCGUCGUCUGUUGCCGAUGCUCUCCCACGCAGAAGGCCGAGGUUGUUAGUCUCAUACAAAGACACACCGGGAAGAGAACAGCGGCCGUUGGCGAUGGUGGCAACGAUGUCUCGAUGAUACAAGCUGCGGACGCUGGAAUUGGUCUGGAGGGUCUUGAGGGAAGGCAAGCAUCACUAGCCGCGGAUUUCUCAAUUUCUCAGUUUAGUCACCUUGCUAAUUUGUUGCUAGUCCAUGGUAGAAGAAGUUAUAAACGGUCGGCCGCAUUAAGCCAGUUCGUCAUACAUCGUGGCCUGAUAAUUUCAACUAUGCAGGCAGUGUUCUCUGCGGUCUUUUAUUUGUCUUCAGUUGCCUUAUACCAGGGUUUCCUUAUGGUAGGGUAUGCUACAAUAUACACAAUGUUUCCCGUCUUUUCGUUGGUACUGGAUAAAGAUGUAUCAGGAAAAAUAGCGCUUACAUACCCAGAACUCUAUAAAGAGUUAAGCAAGGGUCGUUCAUUGUCAUAUAAAACGUUUUUUAUGUGGGUUUUAAUAAGCAUAUAUCAAGGAGGGGUAAUAAUGUAUGGUGCACUUAUAAUGUUCGAGGACGAAUUCAUUCAUAUAGUGGCCAUUAGUUUUUCGGCGCUUGUUUUAACGGAGUUAAUAAUGGUUGCUUUAACGAUUAGAACUUGGCAUCAUAUAAUGAUGCUCGCGGAAAUCUUCUCUUUGGCGCUUUAUUUACUGUCGUUGGUUGUUCUCAAAGAUUACUUCGAUGCUGAAUUUAUCAAAACAACGGACUUCUUGUGGAAAGUAUUGGUGAUAACGUUAGUCUCGUGCAUGCCACUGUAUAUCUUGAAGUUCUUGAGGAAGAAGUUCUCACCUCCUAGUUACACAAAAUUAUCCUAA